Alexandromys fortis (reed vole) is the source of this 2363-nucleotide messenger RNA. RefSeq names its product cytochrome P450 3A6-like. Bases 181 to 1734 code for a protein of 517 amino acids. Gene Ontology annotation, biological process: steroid metabolic process; oxidative demethylation. The record is from RefSeq and is a predicted model, not a curated record. The transcript is spliced from 14 exons. Lineage: Eukaryota; Metazoa; Chordata; Mammalia; Rodentia; Cricetidae. Gene Ontology annotation, molecular function: oxidoreductase activity, acting on paired donors, with incorporation or reduction of molecular oxygen, reduced flavin or flavoprotein as one donor, and incorporation of one atom of oxygen; heme binding; iron ion binding.
CAUAACCAUGAUAGAUACACACUUGGUCUUUCUACUGCCAGUAUCAACUGCUCCACCCCCUUCCUCAAACAUAAAUACUGUGGCUUAGCUUCAGAGUUUCACCCCUGGUCUCAGAAGGAGAACUAAAGUCCUCACCUAUAAGGAAAAGUCAGAGAGCAGAUUUCUUGGAAGAAAAGAGCAAUGGACCUGAUUCUAAGCCUUUCCAUGGAAACAUGGGCACUGCUGGCUACCAUCCUGGUGCUCCUCUACCUUUAUGGGACCUCUUCACAUGGACUUUUUAAGAAGAUAGGAAUUCCUGGCCCCAAACCUCUCCCUUUUGUUGGGACGCUACUUGACUACAGGAAGGGUUUGUGGAAAUAUGAUACAGAAUGCCGAAAAAAGUAUGGGGAUUUGUGGGGAUUGUAUGAUGGGAAGCAGCCUCUUCUGGUCAUUGCAGAGCCAGACAUGAUCAGAAAAGUGCUAGUGAAGGAAUUUUAUUCUGUCUUCACAAAUCGGCAGACUUCUGGUCCAAAUGGGUUAUUGAAAAAGGGUGUCGCUGCUUGUGAGAAUGAAAAUUGGAAGAGAGUUCGAACAUUACUAAGUCCAGCCUUUACCAGUGGAAAACUGAAAGAGAUGUUCCCCAUCAUCCAGAAGUGUGGAGAUGUGCUGGUGAAAAACAUGAGCCAGGAAGCAGAGAAAGGCAAGCCCAUUAACAUGAAAGUGAUCUUUGGGGCCUACAGUACGGACGUGAUCACUGCCACAUCGUUUGGAGUAAACAUUGAUUCCCUCAACAACCCCGAGGAUCCCUUUCUGAAAAAUACCAGAAAGCUAGUAACAUAUGGCUUUUUCAAACCACUACUUUUCUCUGUAGGUCUGAGAAAUUUGAAUCAAGAUAAACUGAAAAAAAGGAGAGUACUCUUUCCAUUCCUUAAGAAAAUAUAUGAAAAAUUAAAUAUCUUCAUAUUUUCAAGUGAAGCUAUGACAUUUUUAAAGAUUUUUGUAGAAAAGACCAAAAAAGAUCGACUUGAAAAUAACCAAGAGAACCGAGUGGACUUUCUUCAGCUGAUGUUGAACUCCCAGAAUUCCAAAAAUGUGGAGUGUCAUAAAGCUCUUUCUGAUGUGGAAAUCAUAGCCCAAUCGAUCACAUUUAUUUUUGUUGGCUAUGAUACUACAAGCACUGUUCUUUCCUUUAUUAUGUAUACAUUGGCCACUCACCCUGAUGUUCAGAAGAAACUCCAGCAUGAGAUCGAUUCAGUCUUGCCCAAUAAGGCACCUCCCACUUACGAAGCCCUGGUAAAACUGGAGUAUCUGGACAUGGUGUUAAAUGAAACUUUGAGAUUAUAUCCAGUUGGUUACAGGCUUAACAGAGUCAGUAAGAAAAAUGCUGAAAUAAAUGAUGUGUUCAUUCCCAAAGGGACACGGGUGUGCAUACCUAUCUUUGUUCUUCACCGAGAUCCAAAAUACUGGUCAAAGCCUGAGGAGUUCUGCCCUGAAAGGUUCUCCAAGAAAAACAAAGAUGCAAUCAAUCCUUAUGUAUAUAUGCCUUUUGGGAAUGGUCCUAGAAACUGCAUUGCCAUGAGGUUUGCUCUCAUUACCAUGAAGCUUGCUGUUGUCAAAAUCUUGCAGAACUUCUCUGUAGAACCUUGUGAAGAAACACAGAUUCCCUUGAAUUUAAAUCGGCAAGAACUUCUUUAUCCAGAAAAACCUAUUAUCCUGAAGAUUGUAUCAAGAGAUGGGGUCAAAAAUGAAAACUGAUUUGUCUCAAAUCUUGAUAUGUUCUUCAAAUAUUUUAUCCUAAACACCUGAGUCUUUAAUUCACUUCUGAAUAAAGCCUAGAUGAAUAUUUCGUUUAUCUACCAUACUUCAUGAAUUGAGCAUUCAGAAUCUUUAUUUAUCUUUCAUUGUCUUGAUAGAGUUUAAAUUAUGGUGUGUGGAAAGAAAAUUAUUAUUUAACAAUGUAUAUGUUCUUUAAUAUCAAAAUACAUCCAUUUUCCCAGUGAUAUCUCAUUGUGUUUUAUUUCAAUACUGAUAAAGUUUUCUCAGCAAUAUUAUUAAUAUGUUCUUUUCCAUUAUAAAUUCAUUGAUUUUCCAUUGAUGACUGAGUACUCCAAUGAUACCUAUUUUUUGUCCUUUGAGCAGCUGUAAGUUUGGGUGUUGACCACUGUCCACUGAACAAUUUCUUUGAUUAAGUCUAAGGGUUGCAUUCAUCUCUGGAUAAAGAGAUACAACUUUAGAAAGCAGUGUGAUAUGAAGAUUAAAAUAAUAAGUAGUCAGGGUUCCCUGCCCUGAAAGGGGAGGUGGCUGGGGGGAAGAGACAGAAAUCUGAAAGAAAGAAAGAAAGAAAGAAAGAAAGAAAGAAAGAAAGAAAGAAAGAAAGAAAGAAA